Molecule: messenger RNA, 891 nt
Organism: Didymodactylos carnosus
Lineage: Eukaryota; Metazoa; Rotifera; Eurotatoria; Philodinida; Philodinidae
Source: the annotation of a GenBank genome assembly
AUGUUGGCCUAUUCCGUGUUUAGUUUACGUUUAAGUGAAGAUGUUCCAUCUCAGAGUGACUCUGUCCAUUUAAUUAGUUUAUAUUUAACGGUAUGCAUGUGUUAUUCCCUCUUGGCCAUGACAUGGUUUGCUUUUACAAAUAAAUUACGUGAAAAAAAACGUUUACCACAUUGGAUUCGAUGGCUAGCAUUAGACUAUGUGGCGUACGUUGUAUGCGCAACAAACAUGCAUCGAAAAGCGAAACGUACAGCACCUCCAUCCACAUCACAUACACGACCUUUACCAUCUCAACAUUCGCCUCUAUUAUUACCUCAGAAGAAUAAUGUAAACGUCGCUGAAUAUUCGAAUAGUUGCUAUUUAGAAAGAGAUUUCAUACCGAAUCACCACCAGUUUCCAAAAUUAAUCAUAUUACCUAAAUCUCACACAUUUCUCUCGGAACACCACAAUGAAUUAUCAUCUUCUCAGGAUACAUCAACAAUUUUUUCCGGACGAAGACGACGAAGUUUAACAUCGGCCGACCUUCGAAAUGAAGCAACAAUUUGGAUUCGACGAGGUACUGCAAACACAACCCACGAAUUCAUUCGUCAUCAACCAAAUGGACCAUGUGAUAAUAAUACCAAUAAUCAAUCAACUAGUAGAAACAAAUCAACGUUAAAAUCAUCAGCGAAUGCUGUUGUACCUAUCUCAAAAGAUAAAGAAAGUCUAUAUGCAAUUCAUAUCUAUAAUCGCCUCGUAUUUUUAAUAUUUUUAUUGUUUACGUUUGUUUUAAAUAUUUACACAUGGUUCUUCUACUCACGUUCGUUGCCUACUAGUUUGAAUGAGAAAAAUUCAAAGUGGAUAUGUUUCGAUGAAAACAUACUGUCAGUAGUAAAUUGUACAAAUGAUAAAUGA